AUGCCCGACCGGCGCCGAGUGUGCUGGCGGCCUCAGCAUGCCGACAGCUGCCGAGGGCUAUGCGCCGACAGGCGACGUGGCCUUUUUCAUCAAGUGUCCCGACGAGAACGCGUGUAUGGGCGAGGGCAGGUGCGCGCACGGAACCGGCGAUCGGCUCUGUGCCCGCUGCAUGCCCGGCUUUUUGCGUCGGGCCCCGAGGGCAAGUGCGCUCGGUGCAAGGUUGGGCCGCGCGGCACAGGCGUUGUUCUCGGCGUCCUCGGCCUGCUUGUUCUUGGCCUUGUCUCUGGCUACGUGCUUGUGCAGCGCGAGUCUGUCCGGCCGCUUGCGCUGCUGAUGGGCUCGACCCAGCUUCCAGAGCAGUCAGUUUGGCGCCGGCUGAGAGUUCACACCGGGCGGAUCCAGGCUGUGGCGGCCUCGCUUGCGGUUGAAGCCGGCGUUGUUGUGCUUCUUGCGGUUUUUGGCCUCGCCGAGGCGUGGGAAGUGGCUGCGCUCGCCAUCGGCCUCGUCGCGCUCACGGUGUACGCGGUGGCCGACAAGAGCUCGCGCGCGUUGCGCGCCGAGGCUGUGCUCAAGACCACGGUCGUGUUUCUGCAGUCGCUCGCGGUUGUGCUCGCAGCAUCUGACGGCUCUCUCGAGUCGUCUACCGCGCUCAAGACGCUACACGGCAUACUCGAACGGGCAUCGCUCACACUCACUGGUCUCGCUUGUCUGCAAGUUGGGCCGGUCGGCGAGUUUUGGGUCUUUGUCGCCAUCGCCACAAGCCCGGCGCUAGUGUGCGGUGCGCUCGCGGCGAUGGCGCGAUCGCAGCAGGUGUAUGAGCGCGGCUUGCGCGGCGCUGGCACGCUAGCCUACCUCUUUGUCUUUCCGCUUGUCCAGCGCUCGCUGGCGCAAGUCUCGUGCGUGCCAGACCCGACCCCCGGCUCGUCGUACGAGUACCUCGAUGCUACGCCGUGGAUCCGGUGCGGGAGCCAUGCGCAGAUAGCGCUGGCAGGCUCGGCGGUGGCUGUCCUCGUUGCCGUCUGCUGCGGCGUCGUUUGGGUCUCGCGCAUCGUUUUGUCAGCACGAGCGCGAAAGAUGAUCCAUGUCGAGACCGAGUCCGAGCGGCGGGAGCUGUUGAGCAGUUUGCGGGGCAGACACGGCGAGGACGAGGACGAGCAUCCACUGGCCUUUCUUUGGGAGCCUUACCGUGAUGAAGCGUGGUGGUUCGAAGCAGUUGUGCUCGUGCGGCGAGUGGCGAUCGCGUGCAGCGUGGCGCUCAUCCCGCGGAAGUCUGUGUUUGUGGGUGGGGUGCUUGUGGCUAUUGUUGGCGUCUCGCUCGGCGUACACAUCCACCUCAAUCCGCUGCGCGACGCAGUGGCACAGUGGACAGAGAGCGCAGCACUGGUCGGUGUCCUCGCUGUUCUCCGGCUGACGGCCAUGAUGGACGAGGCUGGACCGUCGGCCGAGUCAGCGGUGCUAUCGUGGGGCGUGGUUGGCGUGGCGGUCGGAGUCGUCGGCACUGCAGCGUGUGUGGUUAUUGGUUCAUUGUGA
Thecamonas trahens ATCC 50062 is the source of this 1530-nucleotide messenger RNA. RefSeq lists its product as uncharacterized. The transcript has a single exon. The record is from RefSeq and is a predicted model, not a curated record. NCBI's taxonomy places the organism in Eukaryota, Apusomonadida, Apusomonadidae. Bases 1 to 1530 code for a protein of 509 amino acids.